GUGAAGAGUGAAAAUUUACACCCAAAUGAGAGAAAAAGAAAGGAAAAACCCUAGCAUUUUUCCCGCUUACUUUUCUGAUAUUUUAUUGCUGACACUAAAAAAUAAAACCCAUCAAAAGAAUGAAUAAAAAUUAGGGUCUUUUUUUUAAUCAUUCAAGGUAAAGAAAUGUGGUUUACAUUUAGCUUCCUCGGUCCUCACAUGCCUCUCCAACAGAAGAAAAGUGAGGUGAAAAGGGACAAAGGUAUUUCCUUUCAAGCCUUUGUUUCUUUUUGCAUUAAAGAAAGAGCAGGGCUUUGGACUGUGUUUAAGUAGCCAAAGAUAAUAAAAGUGUUUUUAAAGAAAAUAAAAGUGUUUUUAUUAGGGUUCUUAUGUUAAAAUUUUCUGGGUCCCUUGUCUUGAAUGCUGUCUGGUUCUUAAUUUGAAGACCCACUCCAUCCUUCUUCGUGGGUUUGUUGUUGAUGGUAACUGAACUCUGUGGAACAAUGUGCCAGAGUCAUUGAUUGCUAUGGGUCAGUUCUUCAGUCUGAAGCUGUACUUGAUUGCUUAUUUUUGUGGAGAAGAAUCAGUUCCGUAAGUACUGCACACCAAAAUUUAGUGCUUUCUUUCGUAAAAGUGGUAACCACCUAGCUGUAGUUGAAUGGCUAUAGUAUUUCUCAUGUUUCCCUGCAUAUGAGUAUGCACAUUAUGGUUGGAUUUCUUUGUAUUUUGUGAAUCUGUCAGCUCCAAAACCCCCAGAUUUCUAAGCAACAUUCCGCUAAUCUCUUGGUUUGAUACUUUGACUGGUUAAGAAACUUUGUACUGCAAGCGUUGUUGGAAGUGUCUUCCGUCUGCUUUUGGGUUUGUGGUUAGCAGCUUGGAAGCUCCCCUUUGUUCUCCUCAUUGAGUUUUUAGUUCUCUUGAUUGAAGCGGAAUGAAGCUUGGUGGGAUUUUAGUGCUGUCCCUACUUUUUCUUUCUGCCAUGGGGCAGCUUCCUUCGCCAGAUAUUUUGGCUCUGCUUGAAUUCAGGAAGGGUAUCAAGCGUGAUCCAACCGGUUAUGUCCUUAAUUCUUGGAAUGAUGAGUCUAUAGACUUUGAUGGCUGCCCUUCUUCUUGGAAUGGAAUUGUCUGUAAUGGCGGAAAUGUUGCCGGAGUUGUUCUUGAUAAUCUGGGUCUGUCUGCAGAUGCAGACUUGAGUGUAUUUGCAAAUCUCACAAAGCUUGUGAAGCUUUCUAUGUCCAACAAUUCAAUAACAGGCAAAAUUCCUGACAACAUAGCCGACUUUACAAAACUUGAGUAUCUUGAUGUAUCCAAUAAUCUAUUUUCAUCAGCUUUACCAAUGGGAAUUGGUAGGUUAGAGAGCUUAAAAAACCUUUCAUUGGCUGGGAACAACUUUGCGGGCUCCAUUCCAGAUUCACUGUCAGGACUUUCCUCAAUCCUGUCAUUGGACUUGAGUCGCAACUCCUUCUCUGGGCCAGUGCCGACAUCGUUGACAAAGCUGUCUAAUCUGGUAUCUCUUAAUCUAUCUGUUAAUAGCUUUACCAAGAGUAUUCCCAAAGGGUUUGAGCUGGUUUCGAGUCUUGAUGUGCUUGACUUACAUGGGAAUAUGCUUGAGGGUCAUCUAGAUGUGCUAUUUUUGCUUGAAACAAGUGCUACUCAUGUUGAUUUGAGUGAUAAUAUGCUUACAAGUUCUACUUCGCAGCAACAGAAAUUUUUAUCUCGUAUAUCUGAGGAUAUUAAGUAUUUGAAUCUUAGCCAUAACCAGCUAACUGGGUCACUGGUAAGUGGGGGUGAGCUACAAGUAUUUGAAAACUUGAAGGUUUUGGAUCUCAGCUACAAUCAGUUGUCUGGCGAAUUACCUGCAUUUAAUUUUGUCUAUGAUCUCCAAGUCCUCAAGCUCAGUAACAACAGGUUUUCAGGAUUUAUUCCCAAUAACCUAUUAAAAGGAGAUGCUCUGGUUUUAGAUGAACUAGAUUUGAGUGGCAACAAUCUCUCAGGAUCCAUGACUGCAAUUACUUCAACAAAUCUGCGUGUCCUUAAUCUUUCCUCAAAUGGGCUUAUUGGAGAGCUGCCACUGCUGACUGGAAGCUGUGCUGUACUUGAUCUAUCAAAUAACAAAUUUGAAGGGAACUUAACCAGGAUGAUGAAAUGGGGGAACAUUGAAUUUCUUGAUUUGAGUCAGAAUCGUUUGAUGGGAUCUAUCCCUGAGGUAACCCCACAAUUUCUGCGUUUAAAUUUUCUCAAUCUCUCACGUAAUUCACUUGGUAGUUCCCUACCAAAAGUGAUAAUGCAGUAUCCAAAGCUUAGAGUCCUUGAUCUCAGUUCAAAUCGGUUAGCGGGACCUGUUCUGGCUGAUUUGCUAACAAUGCCCACUUUGCAAGAGCUCCACCUUGACAACAAUCUUUUUACUGGGGCUGUUAAGUUAUCAUCUCCCUCACCCAGUGAAACUAACCUUCAGAUUCUUGAUCUUUCGCAUAACCAGAUUAGCGGUUAUUUUCCUGAUCAAUUUGGAGCAUUGACUGCACUUCAAGUGCUUCGUAUUGCGGGAAAUAAUUUCUCUGGUUCUCUGCCAACUUCGGUCACUGAUAUGAGCUCAUUAAGUUCAUUAGAUAUUUCACAGAAUCACUUUACAGGUCCUCUUCCAAACAACUUUCCGGACAGCCUUGUAAACUUUAAUGCUUCAUACAAUGAUCUUUCUGGCACUGUCCCAGAAAAUCUGAGAAAGUUUCCUAGGUCUUCUUUUUACCCUGGAAAUAGUGGUUUGCGUUUCCCAAAUGGUUCUUCUGGAUCAAAUGCUUCUCCAUCUGAUAAUUCCAAGAAAAAGCCCAUGAACACUCUUGUCAAAGUGAUAAUUAUUGUUUCAUGUGUGGUUGCUGUUGUUAUUCUUCUUUUGCUUGUUAUCUUCAUACAUUAUAUUCGCAUCUCAAGGAGGCUCCCCCCAAAGCAUACUAUGAACAAAGAUAUCCGCAAGGGUGCUCAACCAAACCCCUCUGGUAUUCGUGGAAUAGAAACUGGUGGUGCUACAGUUGUAUCAGCUGAGGAUCUUGUGGCAUCGAAAAAAGGAUCAUCAUCUGAGAUUAUCAGCCCUGAUGAAAAAUUGGCUGCUGUAACCGGCUUUUCCCCUUCAAAGAACAGCCAUAUCUCUUGGUCACCUGAAUCUGGGGAUUCAUUUUCUGCCGAAAACCUUGCAAGGCUGGAUGUGAGAUCACCAGAUAGAUUGGUUGGGGAGCUGUAUUUUCUUGAUGAUACAGUCUCAUUGACGCAGGAGGAAUUGUCGAGGGCCCCUGCUGAAGUUUUGGGAAGAAGCAGCCAUGGGACAUCUUAUAGGGCAACUUUGGAGAAUGGAGUGUUCUUGACAGUUAAAUGGUUAAGAGAAGGGGUGGCAAAACAGAAAAAAGAAUUUGCCAAGGAGGCUAAAAAAUUUGCUAACAUCAGACAUCCAAAUGUGGUGGGUCUUAGAGGGUACUAUUGGGGUCCGACACAACAUGAGAAGCUUAUUCUUUCAGAUUACAUCUCACCUGGAAGUCUUGCGAGCUUUCUUUAUGAUCGACCAGGAAGAAAAGGGCCACCAUUAUCUUGGGCUCAAAGGCUGAAAAUUGCCGUUGAUGUUGCACGUGGUCUGAACUAUCUCCACUUUGACCGUGCUGUUCCACAUGGUAAUCUAAAAGCGACAAACAUAUUGUUGGAUGGGCCUGACCUGAAUGCUCGUGUUGCUGAUUAUUGCCUCCACCGUCUCAUGACCCAAGCUGGCACCAUUGAACAAAUUCUUGAUGCUGGUGUCUUAGGUUAUCGUUCACCAGAGUUGGCUGCUUCCAAGAAGCCAGUGCCUUCAUUUAAGUCAGAUGUUUAUGCUUUUGGAGUGAUAAUGUUGGAACUUUUAACUGGAAGGUGUGCUGGUGAUGUGAUCUCGGGUGAGGAAGGAGGGGUUGAUUUGACAGAUUGGGUGCGGUUGAGGGUAUCGGAAGGUCGUGGCUCAGACUGUUUCGAUGCUGCAUUAAUGGCAGAGGCGGGGAAUCCAGCAGCUGCGAAGGGAAUGAAGGAGGUCCUUGGUAUUGCUUUACGAUGCAUUCGGUCGGUAUCAGAGAGGCCAGGUAUCAAGACUAUAUAUGAGGAUCUUUCAUCUAUAUAGUUUUUUCGUUUCUUUUCAAAUCUAACUUAGUUGGACAUGAAUUUUCUGGGAACUUAAUACCUCAUUAGCCUCCCUUUUGAAUCCAUUAGAUUUUCUGGUUUAGUCUGCUAAUUGUAUCAACCAUUUCUGUUAAAAAAAAAAGAAAAAAAGAAAAAUAUGAAGCGCAUGUGGGAAA
Molecule: messenger RNA, 4280 nt
Organism: Ziziphus jujuba (common jujube)
Lineage: Eukaryota; Viridiplantae; Streptophyta; Magnoliopsida; Rosales; Rhamnaceae
Product: LRR receptor-like serine/threonine-protein kinase GHR1
Exons: 5
Coding region: 911-4105 (1064 amino acids)
Biological process (GO): protein phosphorylation
Molecular function (GO): protein binding; ATP binding; protein kinase activity
Source: RefSeq, a predicted model, not a curated record